AUGAAUUCCGUAAAUUCGACUUGGAUGAAAAGACCGUGUGAUGUGUGCCCAUUGGUAAUGUUUCUAAAUUUGAUUAAAUUAUUUUACUAUUCAUAACUUAAAGAAAAUUACUAUGAAUAGGAAAUCUGUGACACAAAUGAAAUGCAAAUGAAAGCGACUUUUGAGAAUAACUAUCUCGAUCAUAUGAGAAAUUUGAGCAUGAAAUCAAACCUGUCAAAAAAUACUUUGACUACUUUAGCUUGUGGCGUUCGUAAGUAUAAAUAUAAAUAUAUAUAUAUUAUAUAUUUAAUUAAUCAAUUGUUUAUGGUUUUAAUUAUUAUUACUGCAGGAUCGAACAUAACCAAAGAUGUAAUAGAAGAACUCUGCGAGAGAGGCGUGUCAAUGGUUUUAUUUGAUUUUACCAAUUUGUCUUACGAUCAAAGUAGGACAAUGGUUUACGAGAUUCGUCAAGGAGUUUUUAAUUACAGUUUUAAGACCGACAGGGUUCCAUACUCUUUAUCUCUAGUACUAUGUCUUAAAGGAACGUCCAUCACGACAGGGAAAAUUUUGAACAAAAAAGUAAGUGACUAAGAAUAAUAGUAGGUACCUAUAAUAAUAAACUGUUCCACAAAGAUAAAUAGAACAUUUGUUUGGCCCAUGAAAUAUGAAUUGAAAACAAAAAAGGCCGGGGUGCUAAAAGCUAAAACUCAACAUUUAUAAACUAGCAGUUAUAGUAACUAGCUAAAAUACUCGGCUUCGUCCGUAUGUGUAAAAACAUGCUAUAUUACCUGUGACUUCGUCCGCGACGUCACCCGUAUACAGUUUACAUGUCUGUAGUCUAGUGAUUGUGUAUAUGCCGUACAGUUGUUUAGUCCAAAUUAAUGUACAAUCGCGAACCAUUUGACCUCCUCGGGAACAUCCCAUUUUGGUCCAUAAAAUCACCAACCUUCAACCCCCUCACCGUCAGGAAUCAUUUCAACGUUUCAUGGAACAUUAAUCAUUAACUAUUUACCCUACCCCUAAUUUUUCCAAUUGAAAUUAUUUCAACCUUUCUCGGAAACUCACUUUAAGAAUCUUAUUUUGGGUCCAAAAUCACCCACUUUACUAACCUUUCCUCUUCUUGGUGUCACUAUAAUAUUUUUGUCCAAAAUCGUUCAAUCUGAAUUACCAUAAUAUAACAUAGAAUUGAACUUGACAUCCAAUUUAACAUUUUAAAACUUUAGAAUGGUGUGAGUUUUAUCGGUUCCAAUACUAUUUACGCGUAUGCGUCCUAUGGAACCGUUUCCCGUAAUUCGAAUUACAAUAACAAUUGUUUAGUUUUUUAGUCAAUGGUAGUUUUGAGGUGAGGGGAGGUUUAUCCAUAUGUGUAAGGACGGUUACACUAAGUUUAUGCCCAUAAAAGCUAUCAUUUUUGAAAAAAAUUGGGGUCAACUUCCAACUCCUAUGUUGCCCUAUUUGGAAUUAAAUUUAAACAAAUCCUAAUACAUGUGUUUUUAUUUUCAACCAAAAUGUCAAAUACUAAUUUUUAUGAAUUUCACUUGAAAAUAGCAGAUUUUCAUACAAAUAUGCGUCCCCUAUUUUACCCUUAAAGAUGGAAUAUUAAAAAAAUUCAGGCUUAACAAAAAUGCUUGGAUAAUUAACACGUGGCUAUUAGCAUUAUACGUUGUAUUUUAUGGGAAAAAAAACAAUUGAACUUAAUCUGUUAGUAUUUUAAUUUAAAAUGUUGACGAAAAUUAUAAAAAUUAAGGCUUUUCAAAACACGUUUAACUUUAACCGAACUUUGCUCAGAAACGUAUUUUUAUCAAUUUAUCAUUGCGCAUGAAUAUAAAUUAAACGUACCAUGUGUCCUACCUUUCCAACUUCCCAUCUAAAACUGUGGUAUGCCCAUCAGUAGUUGCAGUAUCAGCUAUUUUUUUUAAUUUCUAUUUAGGGCAAUCUGCAGGAACAAAUGGUAGAACUACAGACCAAUGGUCAUGUUUAUGUGACAUACGAUCCUGAGUAUAAGGACAAGUGUACGGCAGACCGAAUUUACACGGACACUAAACAAAUUCUCCGGCUUAAAGAAAAUGAUCCGAUCUAUCUGGACGACGGAAAAAUCGAAUUAGCCGUAGAAAGAGUCGGUAAGUACCUAAUUAAGUAAUGUGUCUAUAGAUUUUCGUACUGAAAAUUGGGCACAAAUUAAUAAGUUAAUAGCAAUCGUAUUUCCAUUUACUGAUUUACUGGGUUUUUUUUCUCUUUGUCUCGGGAAACUCAUUUUGAGCCAUUACCAAAGAGGUGGUAUUUGAGGAAAACUUUAUUUUUUUUUUCUAGAAACAAACGAGGUAUAUUGCUUAAUCAAACGUGGAGAGUUUUUGGGAUCGGAAAAAACUGUGCACAUACCGGGAAUACCAAUCGGCAUGACGGCACUAACCGAACAAGACGAGGAAGACGUCCGUAUCGGGAUCCAACUCAAAGUCGAUGUGAUUUUGGUUCCCGGUGUCAGAAACGCACCGUAUUUCACUUAUGUCAAAAAUUUCGUCUGUAAGUGUCCCGAACAUGCUUAAUGUUGGUUAUUUCAUAGGUAAAUAUAACAUAACGUUUCGUUUAAAGGCCAAGAGAAGGGCAAGGACAUCGAACUGUACGCGAAAAUUGACAACAGUGUAGGAUUCGAGAACGUCGACCAAAUCAUACCGAUUGCUGACGGUAUAUUCUUAGAUCGGCCCAAUUUGUCCAUGGAAAUUGGCACCGAUUGUAUAUUUCUAGCACAAAAGAAUGUCUUGUCCAAGUGUAACAUAGUGAGUCUCUUCUGUAUUAACGUGUAAUAGCAAGUGGCCCGAUCACCAGGAAAAACCAUAGGCAUAUGGUGGUGGGUUUCACUAUAGUUAAUCAAUAAAAAGUUCUUGAAAUAUAAUUAUUAUAGGCCUGUGAUUUUCAUAUGAUGUAAUUUCCAGUAUUUAGGUUAUCUGUCUGUAAGUGUUUUAAGUGCGAUAUCGACUAAUUUGAUAAAUCUUUUUAUUUAUUUAGAAUUUAUUGACAAAUUUAGGUCAUUAUAUUUUAAUACCGUCAAAUAGUGUUGAACAUAUGAAAGAAAAUUGUUUUCUUCAAAAUAAAUAAGAAAAACUUUUUUAACGAACUUUUAAGUCAUUUCUGAGCUUUUUGUUUGCAAUUUAUAUAAGCCUAACUUUAAUUUAUAUUGUAACGAAGUAAUUUUACAGGGAUUUUUGCAUGUAGGUAAUUAAAUAAAUGAUCAAAAUAAUAAUAUAGGAUUUGUUCAAUUUUUUUUGUUACUUGCGCAGAUCGGAAAGCCAAUCGUUACUCACGGUAAAUUUUUGAAUUCCAUGGAAUACAAUUCGGUGCCGUCGAGCUCUGAAAUAAACGAUAUUAUAACCGCGGUACUGGACGGGACCGAUUGCAUUUACCUGGAAGUGACGACACGGGCCACCCACAAAGCCCACUGUAUCGAAUACGCGUCGACAGUAUGUCGACAGGGUGAAGCUGCCAUAUGGGAACAGCAGGUGUUUUCCGACUUGAAAAAUAAGGUAUACGCGAAUAAAAUUGUUUGUGACGCGAUUGUAGAGAACAAAAUUUUUUUUCUUAUACUACCGACCUGUAUUGAUCAUAAUAAUAUAGGCUAAACCGAAAAUCGAUCCGACUCACGCGAUAUGCAUCGGGUGCGUGGAAGUGUCAUUAAAGUGUCACACGGCCGCGAUCAUAGUGAUCACCACGUCCGGAUUGUCCGCCAAAAUCGUCGCCAGGUACCGGCCCAGGUGUCCAGUACUGGCCAUUAUUAAAAACGGAAAGGCUGCCAGAAAGAUCACCGUGUGGCGCAAUCUUACGGCGGUGCACUAUAUAGGUAAAUCAAAUGAUUAUAUUAGUAAUCCUCACGGACAAUGGAUAGAGAUAUAAGCAAUACAACGUGUCGCAAACAUAAUAUAAAGAAGACAUUUCAUUCUGUACAUGCGCAAAGUACUGUUAUCAGGCUUAUCACAAGUUUUAUGAUAAUAAAAGUUUAUCUAUGGCUUUUUGGCGGGUUACACCAAAACACGAAGUUUAAUGAUAAAGUAAAAAGAAACGUUUAUUUACGACAUAACAACAUUAAACAAGUGCUCGCCAGUUGACUGCUUGUGGUACGAGAACAGGCGAGCACGCAUUUAUUAAAACAACAUUAGUGGUCAAAAUCAAUUAUACAUAAUGAUGGUUCGGAGUCGGAAAACAAUGUUUCGCGAGAGGCGCCGGUGCGAAGAGAGCGAGCGAAGCGGUCGAGAUGUCGAGUUGAGCGGAGCUAUAGCCGAUGACUAUUGAACGCCGACGGCGAGGGGAGAGGCCGACGUCCGCCACGAGUGACGCCAGCGGGAAGAAAAAAAUGUGGCGCGAAACCCGCCACAGCUUUUAAUAAAUAAAAUUAUAAAAAGUUUUCACAAGUAUAAGUAAAUAAUAAAAAUUAUAGAACAGUGGAUAACGCCUAAAAAAAAGAAAAAGAAAAGAAGAAAGUAUACGCAGUAGCCAUUAAUCACUAACUAGUAGUGCCAGUAGCUCCCUUGAUAUGUUUGCCGUAUGCCUGUAUACCUGUAUAGCUACAUAGUGCAUACCCGUUUUACAUGAGGUAUUGCCGUUUAUCCAUUGUAUAAUAUGAUUGAAUAGAUCAUAUUCAACAUAGGAUUACUAUGUCGAAUACACACAAAAAAAAGGAACGAGGAACCUAUUCUUACCUGGUAUAUACAUAUAUUAGGUAUAACCCACCUAAAUACGUCACUAGACUUAUUUUCGUCUGAGGGACAUAAAUAUACAAUAGCUUGAGUUUUAAGUUAAGUAAUGUACAUUUAACAUAUUUUUUUAUAUUUAUCAGUUGCAUUAGUGAUGGCAAUAUUUUAACAUCAAUUCGUACAUUUUUGCAGAACCAAUAGAAACCAUUUGGGAGAAAGACAUUGAAAACCGUACAAAGUUCGCAAUGGACUUGGGCAAGAAAAGGGGCAUCCUGAAUCAAGGCGAUUUAGUAUUGCAUAUGAGCUGUUCCAAACAAAAUGCGGGUUUCACCAACACGAUGCGACUGUUCUACGUUGGAACCGAAGACUUGAUUGAAGAUCAAUGA
Molecule: messenger RNA, 5047 nt
Organism: Cinara cedri
Lineage: Eukaryota; Metazoa; Arthropoda; Insecta; Hemiptera; Aphididae
Source: the annotation of a GenBank genome assembly